This is a messenger RNA of Lates calcarifer (barramundi perch), 6303 nucleotides long. RefSeq names its product holocarboxylase synthetase (biotin-(proprionyl-CoA-carboxylase (ATP-hydrolysing)) ligase) (gene hlcs). Gene Ontology annotation, molecular function: biotin--[biotin carboxyl-carrier protein] ligase activity. Gene Ontology annotation, biological process: protein modification process. Bases 147 to 2939 code for a protein of 930 amino acids. The record is from RefSeq and is a predicted model, not a curated record. NCBI's taxonomy places the organism in Eukaryota, Metazoa, Chordata, Actinopteri, Centropomidae. Gene Ontology annotation, cellular component: cytoplasm. The transcript has 11 exons.
AUCCUCCAUUAAAAAGAAAGACGGAAAGCCAUCGUCGUUAGCUUGACAGCUGACUUCGACUGUAGUGUUGUGUUAGCUGUGGAUAACCUUAAUUUAUACACCAAGAAGUACAGACAAGAUGUCCCCCUUACUAUAUACUGGCUAAGAUGUUAAUAACGUUGUGCUACGUCUACAUGUGGGUGCGCUUUCACAAGUGCUACUCGGUCCUGAUCCGCAACAGUCUGUCCAGACUUAAUAGCAGCAGCUUCAGUUUCAGCUUCAGCGUCUGCUCCAGCUCGGACUCAGCAGCAGCCACAGCACCGCGAAGUGGACACCAGACAGUCUUACGUCGGUCUUCCAGCACGCUUGCAUCCGAAGACAUUGUAUUCCUUCAGCUGGGGGACAAGGCCGUCUACGUCACGGAGCCUAAGGUAUGUGAUGACCUCAGCAAAUGGACUGUGCUGUUCGGGUCCUCUCUGGUUUGUGGGCCACAAAUAGAGAAUAUUUCAUUCAUCAUAGAAGCUGCAGGACACAGAGUGGGCUACCAUUCUCGUCACACAUCGAAUAAGAAAGUGCUGAAGUGGUCUGACUACUGUCUUCCUCUGGCCCGUAGUCCUGGCCAGCCAUUCAGGGCAGUGGCUCAGGCUACUGUAGAUAACUUCAGUCGGCUGGGAGUUGCUUUUAUUGAAGAUCGCCUUCAGCUAGACAAUGGACUUAUGCCUUCAAAGAUAGUCCCUGUUGUCCUCCAAGAAUCUACUCUCAGUGAGCUUUUGGAGAAGCAGUGUCCACAAAGCCCAAAGAUUGUACCAUCACUAUGGUUCUGCUGCACCCAAACUGAAAAGUGUGUCACUGAGCCUUUAUAUCGUAACCUGGUAACCGGCCACCAGCAUCCACAGUGCCGUAAAGGCAGUCUUCUUCUCAACCCAGAGGCAAGGAGAAGGAUUGAGGAAAGACGAGGAUCAGAGCCACUCCACAGCACCCAGGAUCUGGGACCUGUUGGUGAUUCGGAAGACCACUCCUUGGGGAAUCACCACCACAUGGAGGGCCAUGGACACCACCUCCAUCUGUCCAGCUGCCAUGAAUGCUUGGAGAUGGAGAACAGCACCAUCCUCUCUGUCCAGUAUGCUUCAGCUGAGAACAUUCCAGACCUUCCUGAUGAUAACUCAUUAGAGCUAGAUAGUGGGGGUGAGACUCUGGAUGAAUUUGAGCAUGACACUGAAGGAUUAUUUGGUCAAAGUGGUGGACUUCACUGUAAUAGCAAACCACCAAAUGUUCUGGUGUACACGGGUGGUUGCCAGGAGCGUUUUCAAGCAAUUCGUCAGCUCUUAUCAGAGUGUAUAAACAUAGAAAACUACAUAAUAUAUCCCCUCCAACCACAGCAGGCUCUGAGUGAUCCAUGGCUGGACAACACCAAGCUCCUGGUACUGGCAGAGGAGGAAACCCUGACCCCUCAGCUUCAGACCCGCUUUCUCACCUACCUGAGCCAGGGUGGCAAGGUCCUGGGGCUAGCUUCCACUCUGUGCCCUGCAGGCCUUUGUUUGGAAGGCAGGGAGGGGCAAAGAAGGCAUGUCAGAAAGCUGAGCUUCACAAAGGAAGACAGCACAGAGCUGGAACUGAGCGUGAUGGCAAGUGGGAAGGUCUACAUCAGGGAUACUCAGGGAGGAGGGGAAGUGGAACUCUGGGGGGAGCUGAAAGGGGAUGUCCCUCAUCAGAAAGAUAUGGUUAUCGUAAGGGUAACCCACGGAGGGGACAAUGGGGAGGCUGUCCUCUGUCAGGUCCACCUGGAAAUUGCACCUGAGAAUUUGACAUCAGAAGGUUUUGAUGAACUCAAAGUCAGCAAUACGCUGCGGUAUGAAGUUUUGACAGAGAUCCUUGUCUCUCUGGGCCUCAGCUGUGAACUAAAACAUAUUCCAUCCCCAAGUCCAGUCUACUUGCUGGCCACUUCUCUGAAAGCCAAGGCCAGCUUCCUGAAGUGGCUGGAGACACAAGUAGAUCAAAAUGGCCUCCUCUCAUUGUCCAAGCCCUCCCUCAGGAUGGUGUCCUUCUCUGAGCUCCAGGAUGGUCCUUUGCUGCCUGACGGCUCUCUGGCCCUGGUCACUGACUCUUCAGAGUCUCAGAGCUCGGCGCAGUUCAGUAUGGAGACCUACAGCAAGAACCUGAAAACCAGCCUACUGGGGCAUACCCUGCUGUACGCAGAGAUCGUCACAUCUACCAUGGAUCUGUUAGAAGGGCUGACUCUGCACUUACCAAACGAUGUGGGUUUAAUAGCAGUAGCUGGUCGACAAAGCCAGGGAAGAGGUCGGGGCAGGAACGCCUGGCUCAGCCCUCUUGGUUGUGCCAUGUUCACUCUGAGGGUCCAGGUUGAGUUGAGCUCCAGACUUGGGCAGAGGAUUCCAUUCGUUCAGCAUCUGGCUGCUUUGGCAGUAGUGGAGGCUGUUCGCACUCUCCCUGGAUACCAGGACAUAGACCUGAGAGUGAAGUGGCCCAAUGACAUCUACUACAGUAACCUGAUGAAGCUCGGGGGUGUACUGGUGACUUCCACUGUAAUAGGAUCAACCUUUUAUCUGCUCAUAGGCUGUGGGUUCAAUGUGACAAACAGCAACCCAACAGUAUGUAUCAACGACCUGAUCCAGCAGUACAACAUACGGCAUAACUGCAGUCUGCGGCCACUCAGCUGUGCUGAGCUAAUCGCUCGCACUGUCAGCUGUCUGGACGCCCUCAUCAGCAGUUUCCAACAAGGAGGACCAGAUGCCGUCCUGCCCACCUACUAUAAGAGAUGGCUUCACAGUGGGACCCAGGUGCAUCUAUGGACUGAGGAUGGACCGGAGACUGAGGUGGUAGGUCUGGACCACAACGGUUUCCUUCAAGUGUACAGCAAGGAGCAUGGCGUGGUGUCGGUGGAACCUGAUGGAAACUCCUUUGACAUGCUGAAAAACUUGGUGGUCAUCAAGCCACGUUAGGACCAAACUCAAUGAACUACAGUAUCAUAAUUUCUUUCAAUACAUUGAACCAAGAGUUAUUUAGUCUGUCAGAAAAUUGUAUAGCUACACAAAUGUAUCCAGGUUUUCAAAUUGAUUAAAUUGACUAAAUAUGUUAUUGGGUACUAGUUUAGAGUGGGUUUUUGGUUAGUUUCUCCUUAUAUUAACCUGACAUACAUUUUAUUGAGGUAAUUUGUUGGAAGACAUACUUAAUUGAAAACUGGGUUUAAAGGCAGCUAAAUAAAGUGAUAUCUGCAUCAGUGAUGGGUCUCUAGCGCAUAUCAGUAUAAUUAUGACCUGCUGGUUAGGUAGGAACUUGUACUACUAUCUGGAAAAAAACAAAUCUUGUAACCAUCAUCUGAACAUCUAACCUGGUUUCGCUGUUGAGAAAAGUGAUAAUUACAGCUUUUGCUGUUGCUAAGCAAAGAGAUCACCACAGAAAUAUAUGGCAUAUGUCUUUAAACUAACAAGCUUUUUUACCUGAUCACAGUAGUCUACAGAAUUCUGACUAUCAAGGAAAAAAAAUGACCUUAUGUCAAAAGGACUCUUGACUUACAGAGUGUCCUGAAAUUUCUGUGGAUAAUGACGUGCUAAAAGUCUAGAAAAGCAGAAAAACAGUUGUCAGUCCAAAUGGGUAAAAAGAAAUAACUUGUGGAGGCAGUGUCUUAUAUCAUUAAGACACUUGAACAGUGUUUUGCACACUUAAUAUAAUGCAGCAUAGGUUUGCGACCCCUUCCACCCCCACCCCCACCCUGCCCAUCAUGCAUGCAUUUGUCACACAAUUAAAUAUACAUGUCAUUGUAAUUUAUUAAACGUUCAGAAUAAGAACUAAAUUAACAACACAGCCUCCAUGACUAACUGUCAAAUUACCUGUUUCUGACUUAAUACAAAGAUCAGCUUUUGCCAAACACAAAUUAGACACACCUGGCUGCUACGUACAGCUGCCAUUCUGGCCGGUUGGCCAAGCUUAUGUAAGUUUCAAUCCCCAGUGUAUUGGAAGGAUUGGUGUCACAGGACUGGGAUCCACCAAUCAACAAGCAGGACACAUGCAAGGGAGGCAGAAUUUGAGGUGAGGGGGUGACCACACCUUCCCAGCUAGAGCCAAUCAUGCACUGGGGGUUGCACAUCUGAUUUAGCAUACAAAAACUACAAGAAGGCGUUAAACUCACUGGACAAGCCAGCGGCUGAAAUAGAUUUUACUAAUUGCGUUAAUUGGCUACUGUAUAAGUCCACUAUUUGAUAGUUUCCCUCGCAUCUUCACUCUGGUGGGGAGACCAGAGGUCAACCAAUCCCCAACCACCUCCUCAUCUCUCACCACAUCUGUGAGAUUUUCCCAGCAAGCAAAAUUGUGAUGCGCACAAACUGGUAGGGCGCCCACUCCAACCCACAUCGUGAAAUGAUAUCAUUUAGAGGACGUGAAAAUAGAGAGCCCGUGCCACCUCCAACAACUAUGCUCUCCUUAUAUACCUAAAUCUGCCAGUACACACAUAGAAGCCAAGUGUCUUUUUAAAUCCUAAACUUUGGACACUAUAAUAUAAAACCUGAGAAUUAACACUUUGCUUUACUAUACCAUUGUUUUACUUCAAAUUAAAUGUGUGUGUUUGGGGGAAGGUGUUAAGUUCUUUAGUCUAGGACCCCAAAGCAGAGACGCACACACACUGGUGAGUGGGAACUGAAGUUUCUUUAAAUUACAAAACGGACCAAAACCAGAACAAAAGGCAGAUGGGUGGCAGGGAGCUGGUUGGCAGGAGGAAGUCUUCAGCAAUGGAGCACAGGAGAAUCUAGCCGCAGGUAACGCUGGGUAAACUGCAUGCAGAGAGAGAGCAUGGAAUAUUCUGGCAGCGAGCAGGAGUGAAGGCCAGGCUUAUGAGGUAGAGGGAAAUAGACUGAGUGAAUUCAGGUGUGCCUCUGCUGCCAACAGGAGGAGCCAGCCACACCCCCUGCCACACACACGUCAUAAAAAUAGAAUAAUAACAAGAUCCAUCCACCCCAGAGCGACAUCUUGCCUAGGGAGACAGAAUGUCCAGAAAUGGACAUUAUGUGGCUAUAGUAACCAGUGACAAUAUAAUGUAAACAUGAGCUGGUUAAUAUCACACUAGCAUUUUCCUCUUCUCACUUGUGUAGUUGGUUAAGUAUAAUAUCAUAGAUAACCAUUCAAAUCAGACCACACAGUGACACUGCUGAAAUUCAGUUUUUUGUUGGUGUUUAUGUCAACCUGCAGCAGUAAACAGAUCACUUGCCCUUUGAAAACUAGGUCUGUAGUUGCUAUAACCGGAACAUACAUCCAUUCUGUGUGUGGAUCUCCAAUAACCUAGCCAUAAACAUACAUUACAACAAAGCUUGAUGAAUACAUUGAACCAAGUUAAUCAGUCCUGUGUUUAGCAGUGCUACGUUAUGUUAUGUUAUCCUGGAGGAAUACAGGCUGCUCUGAGCAGGCCUGCAGAGAGGGGCCAAGAGCCAAGCUGCUAGGGCAGCUGUGACUCAGGAGGCAGAGCAGGUCAACCACUAAUCGUAAGGUCAGUAGUUUGAUCCCUGGCCCCUCCAGACCAUGUUCUGAAUUAUCCCAAGUUGCCCCCCGAUGUAGCAUCAGGGUAUGUGUGUGUGUGUCUGUGUGUUAGAGCGUUGUGUAUGAAUGUGUGUGUGAAUCGGCGAAUGUGACUUGUUGGUUCAAGUUGGUUUAAGGUAGUCAACCUGAUCUGGUUUCCUGGUAUGAUAAUUUUGUGAUUGUAUUUAUUAAGAAUUGGAUCAAAGGGUUAAGAACAAAUGAAAAAAAUCACUCAUAAAUCAUUUUUAAAAAUCACGUAAACCCUACUGGGAUCAGGAUUUAGAUGUUGUGGAAUAACUUAAGAGAGGCUGUACCUUCUGGCCCCUUUCCUGUUGUCUGUGGAUUCUCACAUUCCUCUGCUUGGACUGACUAGUUAUGUCUGUAAGUUUUGUAUUUAGUUUCAUUUAUCAUUAAAAUCAAUUAUAUAAUCUGAACUGCACUGUAUGCCUGCUUUUCUGCAUUUGGGUGCUUUCUUGUUGCCCUGUGCACACCCAUGACAUAAUAAUUACUUUAACUGGGAACUUUUGAAAUAAUUUAUUUGUUUAAAAAUGGAGAGAGAAAUUGUAAUGAAUGAUGGAAUUAGCAAUUGUCAUUAUUUACUCCCUAUAUACUUAUAGUGGCAUUAGCCUCAUCAGCACUGUGAAAAAAUUGUAUUCAUCACUCCUAAUGCAGAGACUGGUAGAUGAGCAAAGUAUGAGUAUGUAUCAAUCACAUAUACUGAAAGUAAGUUUUAAAGCAGUAAAUGCAGACUUCAGGGUGGAUAGGAUGUUAUAAUGUCAUUAAAUAUUUUUAUUGAGUGCC